Molecule: messenger RNA, 555 nt
Organism: Penicillium concentricum
Lineage: Eukaryota; Fungi; Ascomycota; Eurotiomycetes; Eurotiales; Aspergillaceae
Gene: rpl17
Product: 60S ribosomal protein uL22
Exons: 4
Coding region: 1-555 (184 amino acids)
Biological process (GO): cytoplasmic translation
Cellular component (GO): ribosome; cytosolic large ribosomal subunit
Molecular function (GO): structural constituent of ribosome
Source: RefSeq, a predicted model, not a curated record
AUGGUCCGUUACGCCGCCCAGGAGAUCUCGCAGGAAAAGAGCGCCCGCGCGUGCGGCUCUUACCUGCGUGUCAGCUUCAAGAACACCCGUGAGACUGCUCAGGCCGUCAACGGAAUGAAGCUGUCCAAGGCUCUUUCUUUCCUCGAGAACGUCACCACCAAGACCAUGGCCGUUCCCAUGCGCCGUUACGCUGGCUCCACCGGUCGCACCGCUCAGGGCAAGCAGUUCGGUGUCUCCAAGGCCCGCUGGCCCGUCAAGUCCGCUGAGCACAUCAUUGAUCUGCUCAAGAACGCUGAGGCCAACGCCGAUGGCAAGGGUCUCGACACCGCCAACUUGAUCAUCAAGCGCAUCCAGGUCAACCAGGCCCCCAAGGGUCGCCGCCGCACUUACCGUGCUCACGGUCGUAUCAACCCCUACAUGACCAACCCCUGCCACAUCGAGCUCAUCCUCACCGAGGCCAACGAGCAGGUCCAGAAGGCUACCACCGACAAGGCGGUCCGUCUCUCUUCCCGCCAGCGUGGUAUCCAGAUCCGCCGUGCUCUCAUUGAGGCAUAA